UUGACCGGAAUACUUGUGCUCUGGAGUGCGAGAAAAGUGGACGCAAAAUGGAUCAGUGGCUGAAAGUAUCCUUGAUGCUCUGCACCUUCGGAUUCUUCCGAGAAUACCGUCCGUCAGAGCCGUUUGUCUUUGAAUUCAUGUCCGGACCAUGGCGAAACAUCUCAGCAGAAGUCAUCAAUCGCGAAAUCUACCCGAUGGGAACAUACUUUUACUUGGGACUUUUGGUGGUUGUCUUCCUUAUUACAGAUAUGCUGAGGUAUAAACCAAUCAUUGUUCUGUCAGCAAUUUCUGGCAUUUGCCUCUGGGCCAUUCUUCUCUGGACCAUAACACUUCGGUGGCUUUAUGUGACACAAUUCUUCUAUGGCUUUUUUAUGGCCGCCGAAGUGGCCUAUUACACCUACAUCUAUGCCAAAGUCGAGCGGCGCCGGUAUCAACAGGUUACCGGACACACUCGCUCAGCAAUUCUUACAGGAAGAUUUCUCGCAGGUACAACUGCUCAGCUUCUCGUCUCGUUCGAGUUGAUGGAUUUCCGCGACUUGAACUACAUCUCCUUCGGCAGUCAAAUAGUGUCUCUCUUCAUAUCAAUUGUCCUUCCCAGUGUCGGCGUUAGUAUGUACUUCUACGCCAGAAAGGCACCCAUUGAAGGUGUCCAAGUGGACUCGAGUGCUGAGCAGAAGCACGAUGACACUCCAGAAAGUCUCGCCUACACAAAUCACGCAGCUGAUCUCAGUCCAGAGGAUGACAAACAAUCAAAGAGCGUCGUGAGGAGACGCUUUGAAGAAGAUGUCGAUGUGAUGAAAUCAAAGGCAGAGUCCGAAAGUGCUGGGAAUGGGUCGAGUGGCAGAGCAGCUGAAGACGUCUGCACUGCUGAUUCAUCACCCAUUAAGGAUGUUGAGGAGAAAAUUCAUUUCUCAUGCCAACGAGCGACUGCUCUUCUUUGGCAGCAUUUCAUCGCCGGCUAUAGCAAUCGAACAGUCUUCCAGUGGAGCCUCUGGUGGGCUCUUGCCAUGUGCGGCUUCCUUCAGGUUCAAACGUACAUUCAGCCCCUGUGGCAGCAGAUCGAUGACGGGCGAGAGACUUUUUGGAACGGCGCCGUCGAGGCCGCGCUGACCCUCCUCGGGGCGAUCAGUGCCCUUUUGGCGGGCUCCCUGAAUGCCCGCCUCAUUGAGAAGUGGGAUCUGUGGAUUCUCACAAUUUGCUCCGCCGUGGAAGGAGCUCUGAUCCUGGGCGCCGCCUUCACGCAACACGUCAUUGUGGCUUAUGUGCUGUACGUUCUCUUCGGCACUCUAUAUCACUUCAUGAUCACUAUUGCAAGUGCCACCGUGGCAAAGUAUCUGGUUGAGGACAGUUUUGCCCUAAUAUUUGGCAUUAACACCAUGUUUGCUCUCCUCUUCCAAACAAUUAUGACUAUCAUUGUUAUUUCCGACGUGGGAUUUGCUCUGGAUCCUCGAGGACAAUUUCAAGUCUUUGGAUGGUAUUUUGUCUGCUUAGCAGCUAUUUUUGGAGUAACAGGACUGGUGAAGAUUAUAAAUAGGAAAUGCUGUGGUAAAACAUUUCAACUAACAGCUGAAUGAAUUUUAGAGUGUAAUUCCAUUUUUCGGAAUAAAAUGUGCCACAAUGCUCAAAA
Phlebotomus argentipes is the source of this 1627-nucleotide messenger RNA. Its product is annotated as thiamine transporter 2-like. NCBI's taxonomy places the organism in Eukaryota, Metazoa, Arthropoda, Insecta, Diptera, Psychodidae. Gene Ontology annotation, molecular function: vitamin transmembrane transporter activity. The transcript has 7 exons. The coding region runs from base 48 to 1574 and encodes 508 amino acids. Gene Ontology annotation, cellular component: plasma membrane. The record is from RefSeq and is a predicted model, not a curated record. Gene Ontology annotation, biological process: vitamin transport; transmembrane transport.